AUGAUGGCUACAUAUAUACUUUUGGAUCCAAAUGAUAUUGUUCAACAACAACAAGCAAUGGCAGCGGUUGCAGCUGCUGCUGUUAAUAAUACGACAAAUAAUAAUAAUAAUCUUUUAACUAAUACUAUUCCUAAUUCGACUGUUUUAAACAAAAGUUCGUCAUCAAACGAUGUAAGUUUGAAUGAACAUCAUUAUUUUACUUUUUUUUUCUUCUUCUUCUUAUUUACUGACCGAAUGUGAAAUGACUUUUAUCUUUACCGUUAUAUGUCUGUAUACAUACAUUCAUCACAUGUCUAUUUAACUAACCUUCAUGUGAUUAUACAUAUGAUGUACAUACAUCAAGUAUUGAACCUCUUUUUUUUUUUUUUUGCUUUCUUUGUCUAUUUUGCUUUAAUCCAUCAUCAUCUUUUGUUUAUGUGGAUUGAACGCAAUCGGUGGAUGGAAAGUCAUCUAGGUUCUUUUUUUUUUCUUACUUGGAUUUACGUCACAAAGGUCAUCACUAGCGGGUGUAAUUUGAAUAUGAAAUGGAAAAGAAAAAAAAAAGACUUCGAUCGUAUAAUCAAAUGAGUACGAGUAUAAGUGUGCAUGCAUAUGUAUAUGUGUAUGUGAGAAUGAGACAGAGAGAGAAAAAAACUAUUCGUCGCUAUUGCCAAUUGAUCGGUAAUAGUGAGAGAAAUUUAGAUUCAGACAUUGUCGUGUCUCUCUCUCUCUCUUUACUCUAAUUAAACACAAAAUGAUAAUGCCCAGAAGAACUAAUAGAAAAAUUUUUCUCUUCACUUGUUCGUUCGUACAGCUGGUAGUGCUACAACAAUACCAUUAGUAUUGAGUGGUUCUCUUUCUUUCAGCUUUAUAUAUAUAUAUUGAUCAUUAUCAUCGUCGUUGAUGACAACGACAAGGUUCAUUAGAUCGGCAAUGCAACAGAUUGAUUCUCGGCAAAUGAAUAAUGAGAACUAGUUGUCUCUCGAGAUACCUUAUGUACAUAUAUAUUGAAGUUAAGUAAUGUACUCAAGGGAAAGCAUAGAAAAACCGGAACUAGACAAUGAUGAUAAAUAGACUCUUACAUGUAAGAUCCGUAAAUCCGCAAAUAAAUAAAGUGUUUGUGUGUGUGUGUGUGUGUGUACAAGUAAUCAUCGAUUCUUUCCUUUUUUUUUU
Rotaria sordida is the source of this 1152-nucleotide messenger RNA. NCBI's taxonomy places the organism in Eukaryota, Metazoa, Rotifera, Eurotatoria, Philodinida, Philodinidae. The record is from the annotation of a GenBank genome assembly.